This is a messenger RNA of Corythoichthys intestinalis (scribbled pipefish), 6632 nucleotides long. RefSeq names its product solute carrier family 25 member 37 (gene slc25a37). The transcript has 4 exons. Lineage: Eukaryota; Metazoa; Chordata; Actinopteri; Syngnathiformes; Syngnathidae. Gene Ontology annotation, molecular function: ferrous iron transmembrane transporter activity. Gene Ontology annotation, cellular component: mitochondrial membrane. Bases 2161 to 2967 code for a protein of 268 amino acids. The record is from RefSeq and is a predicted model, not a curated record. Gene Ontology annotation, biological process: iron import into the mitochondrion.
CACACCUCCGAGGCACACCACUCCACUCUAACAACUAAACUAUUAAUUCAACUCAAAAGCCCCGCUGACGGCUGCUUGGUUUGGUCGGCUACCACAGUACAGUACUUAGCUAACAUUGUUAGCUAUAAAUUGUUCAACCUGCUUUACCACACUUAGCUUGUGAUGUUGAGCUUAUUUUAGAAGUCGAGCUGAGGGAGACCGCGUUGAUGUUGAUGGCAUUAGCAAACCUCAAUUUCUAAAUUCAUUUCACCAAAUCACUUUGCUCAUUUGACAAUUUAGCCUCAUUCAGGAAGGCAACAAAGUUUUUGACAAGCUUAAGGUGAAACAUAGGAGCAAAACUCAUUGUCAUUGCCUGCCAUUGACAACGAUGUACGUCCAAUUCACUUUAACUGGGAGGACUGGCUGUGAAUUCCCAUCUUGCAGUGAACAAUCAUUGGUAGCCCUCCCAAUCAAAAUUGAUUAGACGUCUAACGCCGUCAAUGGCAGCCAACUAUCGAACAAUUUAUUUUUAGCUUUUUGUUGUUGUUGUUAAACUCAAAAACUCAAAAACUUACAAAAACAAUGCCUUCUUCCUUACGAGGCUGAUUUGUUCAGUGACUACUCUUAACUCAAAUCACUUGUAUCUCAAAUUGACUUGUCCAGUGAUUGAUCCAGCCUAAACAUUUCUUUAUGUCGUUAAUGAACUUUCACUGUCAUUGCCAGCGAUAGACAUUAAAUCUAUUUAAACUGAAUGAGCUGGCAUUGAUGACGGCAAUAGAUGUCCAAUCCAAUUUGACUGGGGGGCUGGCAACAAUCGGUUAAUUAAAAGUUUGAACUUGGUUUUAACUAGGUUUAUUUUGAUGGUAAAAAUGAUAAAACGUUAUUGCAAACUGCUCUAUUUUGAAACCAAAAAUGCCUAGAUCCAGUGGCCAGUGUCCGGUAUCGCAGGCCUUUUCAAACACUUCCGGGACUUCAUUUUGUAAGACAGGAAGGUGGGCCGUUGAUUUUAACUCUUUCACUGCCAAUGAUGGUUAUAAAUGUCCAACCCCUUUGAACUUUGGGCGUGACGGCAAAUGAAAGAAUGCUCAUUCAUUCCAUGUUCAAUUGGAUUGAACGUCUACUAGUGACUAAUUUAAAUUCACAGCAGAAGGACGAAAAGAGAUGAUUAGGCAUCUGUCAUCGUCAUCGGAACUAAAGAACAGCUGCUUAUUUUCAAAAUUUGUCAGCAAAUAAGCGUGAAGUCAUGCCUGCUGUAUCAUGACAUCUCAUUUAUAUGUGACAGGAAACUUCAAACUUUUUUCUGUUUGGUAGAAGGUGUGACGUGUAAGAGAUGUAAGAAGGCAUAUUUUAAGUCACAGAAUAACCAAAAAUGGAUUCUAAACCAACUUAAAUUGAAGUUCAAUUUAGCGUAUUUUUUUUUGCGCUCAAGUCAAGGCAAAGUUUCUGAUUUUGGUCAAUUUUCUCCUUUAAGGAAAUACAAAUGGCAAUGAGAUUACAGUUAUCCCUUGCUACUUCGCGCCCUCAGUCCAUCACGGAUUUUUUUCCAGUUAAAAAAUAAAUAUAGAUGAGCUGUCCUGAGCCGAUUGGGUAGUCUCACUCUCCCUUCCUUCCUCCCUCCCUAGUCUUUGAUGGUCAGGCAGUCUACUGGAUUUGCUUAUUAAAGGUAAUGAUGAUUGACAGACAGUUACGCUUUGAUCUUGCCAGAGGCGCUGGUAAGCUAAGACUUUAAAGACCAAAUGUGAAGUAAGGUUGGCCAACCAUGUUUUUGAAUAAUAUCAAUGGAUUUUCGUAAUUUUUUUUUAACGCAACCCUUCCAGAUUCUUUGUUUAACCCAUAGCAAUGCCCUUGACAACUAAAAUGCUUUUCUUCGACAAUCUUCGGAAAUCUUCGGAAAUUACGUCACACAGAGAACUGUGUGGGAAGUCUGCUAUAGAACAGUAUUGUUGCAUUGCUUCUCGGUAAGAUGCCACGGCGGUGUGUGGCGAUGUAUUGUUUUGAAUCUAAAGAAAACUUGUAUGAGUGGCCAAAGGAUAGCAGGGCACGUAAAUGGACAUCUUUCGUUCGCACGAAGCGAAUGAAUUUCACGCCAUCAUUGAGUAGUGUUCUCUGGUGGAAACACUUUGAAGAUGCCUGGUUCCUCAACCGGUCUGCUUAUGAUCAAGGAUUUGCCAAAAAACGAGAAUGCAGAGCCUGCAGCCGGACCCCAAUGCCCGAUAUAGAGGUGUGUACGAAGCCCUGAGAAGGAUCAUCCGUACAGAGGGUUUCUUCCGACCGCUAAGGGGCCUCAACAUUACCAUAAUGGGCGCCGGUCCCGCCCAUGCACUCUACUUCGCCUGCUAUGAACGGGUCAAGCACUCACUCAGCGACGUCAUUAAAAGCGGAGGAAACAGCCACCUGGCUAACGGUGUUGCAGGCAGUGUGGCCACUGUACUCCACGAUGCUGUCAUGAACCCUGCUGAAGUGGUGAAGCAGAGGAUGCAAAUGUACAAUUCUCCCUAUCGUGGACUUUGGGACUGCGUUCGCAUGGUGACGCGCACGGAGGGCGCAGGCGCCUUCUACCGCAGCUACAGCACGCAGCUGACCAUGAACAUCCCCUUCCAGGCCGUUCACUUCAUCACCUACGAGACCAUGCAAGAGUGGCUCAAUCCCCACAGACACUACCACCCCGGCACGCACAUCGUGUCCGGGGCGGCGGCCGGCGCCAUCUCGGCCGCUGUCACCACGCCGCUCGACGUGUGCAAAACUCUGCUCAACACGCAGGAGAACGUGGCGCUCAGCUCCGUGAACAUCAGCGGACAUUUGUCAGGGAUGGCUAACACUUUUAGGACAGUGUACAAGCUCGGCGGGUUGCCGGCUUUCUUCAAAGGAGUACAGGCUCGAGUGAUUUACCAGAUGCCUUCCACCGCCAUCGCCUGGUCCGUGUACGAGUUCUUCAAGUACUUCCUGACUCAGCAGGAGGCGAGACGCACUUCCUGGAACCCAAAAUGAAUGCGGCCACUCUGAUGUUCGAGGAAGUAGCCGAGCUCAUACACGGCUCGUUGUUGGUACGCUGACGUCUGCGCAGAUGUUUGUUUGCCAAUGACGUCGACGCUCAAGGGCAAAAGAAUUAAGGACAAAUUCACACAGUCAACUUUCAACAUUCUUCCUUACACACCCGGCCACAUAUUUCAAAUGUUUUUAAUAUUUAUUUAUUUGUGUGGCUUGUACUUUCAGAAGGAAGCAACAUUUAUUUGUUUGACCUACAGUAUGUGUGUAUUUAUGAGAAGCUAGCAGAAACUCAGCUUUUUUUCCAACACUAAUAGGAAAAUUCCACUCAAACUUCCAAGUGCCUCUUUUGCAUAGCAAAUCUUGCUCCAUAUUUUUUUUCUGAACCGAAAAGCUUUUAUUUACUUUUAUUUACUCAGUGUGAAACCUGGGCAUCUUGUAUAGAAGUAGGUAUCAUUACAUUCCCGAUUCAAAUUAAUCCCACUAUGUCCAGUUCUUCUCUAUAUUCUAGUGUAUUUCUUAAUGAAAGAUAGCUUUGCUUAUUGUUUCACACCAGAGAUCCUCUGAGAGGAAACUGUCUUUACUUCCUUUUUACCACCAUUUGUUAAAUUUUGACCAGUUCUUAGUUCGCAUCUUUUAAAAAUCUUUGCCAUCGCUGUCACCGUUAUAGUUUUACUAGAUAGUGGCUGGCCCCUUACCUCUUACGCAUUACUAAUCAAAGUAAUUACUUCCGAUAUAACAUGAUAUGAAUACAGACCAUUUGACAGCAGAAACUCGGCAACGGCACUUUUGUAGAUUCCUUUUCAAAAAAUUGUUUACAUCAAUUGGGUGAAAGUGCAUGAUUUUCUAUGGCACACCGGACACUACGCCACACAGUUGUUGGGGAAAAACACUUGAUUAUUACACUCCAGGUGAGAUCAAAUGUAAAGCUAGACACUUAGAAAAGAAAAUUACUCGUAUUGUGCAUUAAAUUACAAAAAAAUGUGUCAGUCUCUGGAGGGCCGUUAGCUUAAUCCUAAUGUACUAUGGUCGAAGCCAUUGUAUAAAAAUUACCAGUUGAAAGAAAACCAAUAACAUUAAAACCAAUUUUAAAAAAUCAUGGUGUCAAGAUUGGACGAUAUACACUACCGUUCAUAAGUUGGUGGUCUAAGCGACCCCCAACUUUUGAACCGUAGUGUACAUAAUGAAAAAUCCCAUAUGAUACACUACGGUUCAAAAGUUUGGGGUCACUUGUUACCCAAACUUUUGAACGGUAGUGUAAUUUUUUUUCGUCUUUUCGGCAUAAUCGCCUAACCCUGCGUCCAAUCCAUUUGAACUGGUAACCGAAUGUUCACUGACAGCCCUUCCAGUACAAGUGGACUGGAUAUCACCGUUAAUGGCAGCCAACUUGCUUCAACGGCACCUCUGCUGGUAGAAAUCGAGUACAGAGCUCCAUUUUGCCUCCGUUGUUACAAGGCUAGUGGUUAGCCUAUCCUAAAGUUCUGAGGUUUAGGGUACGAAUUCUGGCUUCCUGUCACUGUAUUCCAAAAAUAUGAAAUUCAGCUUAAUUGUUCAUUCACGUGAAUGGUUGUCUAAAUGUACCCAGUCUGUAGUGCACAAGAUGCAAGGCAGCUAUUGGAGGCCUGAACAUGGCUGUUGGUCUUUCUUGUCCUUGUACAUAAAUCAGAUUCGAUAUCAAAUAUAAAGUUAACAUUUUACUCAUCGCCUUUCACUCCUCUGCUUUAAAGAUUCCUCCAUCUUUAGAUGGAAAAAGCCACAUUGAAGUGUUUACGCUCAAUGUAUUCAAGCCACCAAAGACGUUGUAUUGUACAACUGCUAUUUUUCUAUACAUCUGCUUUUAAAACGGAACCCUCAUCCAUGCCAUUAUUCCUCCUGAGGUUUAUUUUUUUGUAUGUUUACAACCACACUGUGGUGACAACCUCAUAUCAGUUCCUGGCUAAACAUUGUUUCAAAUCUGGAUGGCGUCUUUUUUUUUUUUGGUUUAUAAUCUGCCCACACAGUCAGUGGCAGUUGAAGAGGAACCAUUUGGUUUUGUAGGUUUUCGAUGGAUGUGUUCAAUAAUGGAUUUUAUUUUUUAAAAUCAUUUUAUACGGACUUUGUCAUAGUUGUGCUUGCAAGUUUCCCUUGAGCUGACAGGAACUUUUACUUUGAGCUUUUUAUAUGCAUUUGCGUCAUCCAUGUUUUAUGAGGUAGUCAUGUGUGUUUAACCCAAUUGAAGAAAUAUGCUUGCCAAAGGUCUAGGUCACUCGAAACCUUCAAUACACGUCACAGCACCAAAUAGUGGCUGGCGUGUGCUUGUGUGCAUAUAUCUAUAUUUUUACUUGUAAAUAUGUUUUGCUCUUUACGCACAAAUAACGGCAGUGGAAUAACCAUGCCUACAUUUAAUAAAUUUGACAAUGCUGCUACAGCAUGUAACACUGGAGUUGAAAUAAACAUGAGAAAUGGUGAGAAUUGUAUCAACUGUUUGUUUUCCUUAAUCAGAACCUCAGCCAAGAUUUUCAAAAAUGUAAACAAAAAUCCACAAUUCCCUAAAUUGUCUAAUCUAUGUUAGUCCGUAUAGUGCCAGCAGGGGGCAGUAUUGAACUAAAUUGUAAUCUGGGUUGUGUUUAUAAACUGAAACGAAAACCACUUGGAUUGACCUGGGUCUAAUUUAAAAUGUAUGUCGCUUGACCUGAUCUGGUUCAUAAUAGACCGUGACUAACGUCAUACACUAACAUGACUUCAAACAUAAACAACACCUGAAUGAAUCUUAACUAUAUUUUCCCCUCUUUUAACUGCGUUUAAAAUGUAUCCACUUCUCUUAGAUCUUUACUACAUACUAUCUUUAGACCACUUUUUUAGGGAUUGACAUGACCAUAGCUUUGUCACGAGCACAACCAUUUUACUAAAAUACAACACCUGUAUGAAAUAUGUCAAUAUUGAAAUUGCAAAAAUUUUUAAAAAGUAUUAUAUCGUAUACGGACACACUAGGGGUGUGUACCUCUUGAUAAGUUACCAUUUGAUGAUCUCACGAUAUUGCAAUACAGUACAACAAUUAUCAAUACAUGGGUUAGGAAAUCAUUCUAGGAUAUUCUACAAAACAACUCAUAACCAAAAAAAACUAUUUUUAUUCUUUGAAUUGGAAUAAGUAUCACGAGUCCAAUCUCCCUCCCUCUUCAAACGGAUUGGAUGUCUAUGGCCGUCAGAAUGGAGGACCAAACGGCACAGAAUGAAUUAUAUAAAUACAUCUUUAAAUAAAUUCUUAAAUGUGUCAUUAAUUCACAGUGGUGAAAUGUAACGAAGGAAAAAUACUUAGUUACUGUGCUGAAGUACAUUUUUGUGUGUCUGUACUUUACUUGAGUACAAAUAUGAAGUGGUACGAUUUACUUCACUACAUUUUACAGCACGUAUCUGUACUUUUUACUCCAGUGCUUUUCAGAUUGCUUUUGUUUGUUUUCUUUUUUCUCAGUGUGAAUUCACAAUUUAGUUUUCAUGCCUCCGGAGCGAGUACAAUACGAGUACAAGCAAGAUUAGGUAGCUGAACAAGAUAUUGACCAAUAAAAACCAACGGUGAGAGCAGUGCGCCUUCAGAUGCGUGCUGCACACUAUUGUACAGUAGGUGGCAGUGUGCAUCUUAUAGUGGUAUGUACAGUAUACAUUAUAAAUUUUUGCAUCAGGAGAAAAUACUC